CUUUUGUCAAGUUUUAAUCUUUGUGAAGGGUUGAAGAAAAACAUGACGAGACGAAUUUACCGUACUAUUUACGUUGGUAAUCUUCCCGGUGAUAUUCGCGAGAGAGAAGUCGAGGAUAUCUUUUACAAGUAUGGCCCAAUCGUUGACAUUGAUCUGAAGAUUCCACCACGGCCUCCUGGUUAUGCUUUUGUUGAGUUUGAAGAUGAACGUGAUGCUGAAGAUGCUGUGUAUGGCCGUAAUGGUUAUGAUUUUGACGGGCAUCGUUUGCGGGUGGAAUUUGCUCAUGGUGGUCGAGGAUCCCUAUCAUCUGACCGUCACAGCAGUUAUGGAGGCAGCAGUUAUAGGGGUGGAGCACCCAAGCACACUGACUAUAGAGUCAUGGUCACUGGACUGCCGUCAUCUGUUUCUUGGCAAGACCUUAAGGAUCACAUGCGACGAGCCGGAGAUGUUUGUUUUUCAGAUGUAUUCAAGGAUCGUCGUUAUGGUGUUGGACAAAGCUGUUCCUUUAUUGGAUAAAAUUCUCAAGCUUGGCUACCAACCCACAUUAAUCACCUAUGGCUCUAUCUUCAAAGGUCUCUGUAGGUCCGGUGAUAAUGCCGGUGCUCUCAAACUCCUCAGAAAUAUGGAGUCUUAUGGCCAUUCUAUGCCUAAUGUUGUCAUUUACAACACCAUCAUUGAUAGUCUCUGUAAAGACCAGUUAUUACCUCAGGCUCUCCGCCUUUUCAAGGAGAUGAAAGUCAAGGGAAUUUCCCCUGAUGUUGUCACCUUUAAUACCUUAAUUCGAGGUAUGUGCACUUUGGGGCAACAGAAAGAGGCCCAAGAAAUGCUGACUGAGAUGUUGGGGAACAACAUACCUCCUACCACUGAGACCUACAGCAUGUUGAUUGACAUGUAUUGUAAAGAUGGCAAGGUUGGUGGAGCAAGGGACAUCUUUGUUCACAUGACUGAAAGAGGAUUUGUUCCUGAUAUCAUCACUUACAGCGCUCUAUUAGAUGGAUAUUGUUUACGUGGUGAGAUGGAUGAGGCAGAAAAGCUUAUGGAUUUGAUGGUUGAAAAUGGUUGCAAACCUGAUGUAGUUACUUACAACAGCUUAAUCAAUGGCUAUUGCAAGUCUAAAAAUAUAGACAGAGCUCUUGGUCUGCUCCAAGAAAUGCAUUGUAACGGAUUAUCCCCUGAUGUUAUCACCUACAGCACUCUUAUAGAUGCCUUGUGCAAGGACAAUCAGCUCAAGCUUGCACACCAGUUUUUCGAGGAAAUGGAAGCUCAUGGACUAAAGCCAGAUAUAAUCACUUGGAGCUCAUUGCUUGAUGGCAUGUGUAAGAAUGGACAAAUAGAUGAGGCAAUCGCAACAUUGAAGCAAAUGGAGAAUACUGGAGUGGUCCCUAAUAUUGUUACAUACCGUAUCCUAAUAGAUGGGUUGUGUGAAGCUAAUCGCCUUACAGAAGCAGUGGACAUCUUCUCCUUUCUCACAACUAAAGGGCUACUUAAUGUGCGUGCAUAUAACAUAAUGAUUAAAGGGUUUUGUAAAGAAGGGUUGCUAGCAAAAGCCGAUGAAUUACUGAAGAAUAUGGAGGACAAUGGAUGCUUUCCAGAUGAAUGCACCUUUAAUACAAUUAUUAGAGGAUUCAUUGAUGGAAAGGACAUUAGGAGAGCAUUAGAGCUUGUCAGGUUAAUGAGAGUCAAAGAGUUUGCUGCUAAUAAUCACACUAUAUCAUCAUUUGUGGACUUACUUACUGAUCCAAAUAUUGGUGAUGCAGACAAGAAUUUGCUGAAAGAGUUUAUUGACAACUGAGUGAGCUAUAAUUAGGAGCAAAGGUGGAAGGAGCAAUGAUUAAAGCAUAUAUGAUCAGCUGUGAAAGUGAUCUGAAAACAUAUACAUCAUGAGUGAUCAUUGUAAAUUGGUUUGAAAUCAUUUACAUCACGAGUGAUCAUUGUAAAUUGGUUAUAGUUUAUUUUUCUUUUUUUUGUUGAUCGUAGGCAAACACAUUAACUCCUGUGAUUUGGAACCUAUGAAGCAAAUGUGGAUUAACCUGUAAAUUUUGUAUCCAAUUGCGGUGUUUGCUAGCCAUCUGCCACUGAGUUGCAUUUGUUUAGCUAUAUCUUAGACAUAGAUCGAUAACAGCAAUUUUGUUUACUAUGCGAAGGGGUAACCACACAUGCUGUAUACAAUGCAAUUAUUGUAUUAACAUCUGUGAUUUGGAACAUUUGAUUUUACUUCUUUUUGGACUUGCUUUUACUUGAAUGGUGCUCAUGGAAGCAGAUGUGUCUUGACCUAUUGUAUUAAUAUUUUAUGUGUGUUUACUUGGUAUCUGCAUUAGCCUUUGAAUAUUAAUGGAGCCAGAGCUCAAGC
Molecule: messenger RNA, 2350 nt
Organism: Chenopodium quinoa (quinoa)
Lineage: Eukaryota; Viridiplantae; Streptophyta; Magnoliopsida; Caryophyllales; Amaranthaceae
Product: pentatricopeptide repeat-containing protein At3g22470, mitochondrial-like
Exons: 7
Coding region: 182-1792 (536 amino acids)
Molecular function (GO): protein binding
Source: RefSeq, a predicted model, not a curated record